Bactrocera latifrons is the source of this 3793-nucleotide messenger RNA. RefSeq names its product serine-rich adhesin for platelets-like. Gene Ontology annotation, biological process: multicellular organism development; proteasome-mediated ubiquitin-dependent protein catabolic process. The transcript is spliced from 6 exons. The coding region runs from base 55 to 3399 and encodes 1114 amino acids. Gene Ontology annotation, cellular component: cytoplasm. Gene Ontology annotation, molecular function: ubiquitin protein ligase activity; ubiquitin conjugating enzyme binding. The record is from RefSeq and is a predicted model, not a curated record. NCBI's taxonomy places the organism in Eukaryota, Metazoa, Arthropoda, Insecta, Diptera, Tephritidae.
AUACACGCGACAAAUGUAUCGGCUGUAAAGUAAAUUAACGGAAAAUUCGCAACAAUGAAAAACGAGUUUGCAAACGUUGAUGAAAAUGCUUCACAUCUAAAGAAUGAUUUUGCGCACCAAGAAAUACCGCGUGAAAAUGAGGAAGACCCCUCAACCGAUUUCGAUUCCGGCGACAUUUACGCGCAUUACGCGCCGUCGGUGCGCUUGUUGCGCAUACGAAAGACUAUAACGGGUUCGUGCGGCUUCCAUUUGACACGCACCAAGUGGGAUCCCUAUCCGUGGGUGAGCGCGGUCGAUGCACAUACCGCAGCGGAAAUGAGCGGUCUGCAGCCGGGCGAUUGUGUGCUGGAGGUUAAUGGCGAAGACGUGUUGGGAUUGCGCAUAACGGAUAUUGCAAAAUUGGUUCAAGCCAAAUCAGGGCAUGUCACGUUGCUGCUCUGGAACUGUGGUAGUGAUUUCAAAUGUGACCCGGAGAGUAUUUGCUGUGCGCCAAUGCCACGCACACUGCAACGACUCGCCACCAUCGUACAAUCCAUAUUGACCAUAAUCGAGUGUCCCGUCUGUUUGGACAGCAUCACACCGCCGGUAAUGCAAUGUCAGAACGGUCACUUGCUGUGCCUCGACUGUCGCAUACGCGCCGAACGUUGUCCCGUCUGCCGGGACCGCUACACGCCACAGCGCGCUUUAAUUGCCGAACAAAUCUACACAGCUAUCACGAGCGCAUACAAUUUGUGUAGCGGCAAUGAAGACAAAUUACGCCAGAAGUUAUUCGGACCGGGCGCACAAUGUGCAGAGAAAGUGCUGACUAGACGUUGGAGACGCGCCGAGGCGGCCAAACAAACGAUUGAUGACUGCGAUGCGCAAACGGAAGUUAGAACAGCGAGUAUCUACGCAAAGCGGAGCUGGCUGAAAGCGACACUGGGAAGCGGAGCGGCAUCGUGUGCGGGUAAACAUGUGGCAGCCGGUGGUGGGCAGCUGGGACAUUUUAGCUUGACAAAUGAAACAGACACCGCCGCCAAGGUGGAUGCGCCAUUGGCAGACACAGCUGUGGCAACGGAAAUGUGUGCGACGAAGCGUGCGAGUAAAAGAAAAAAGAUUCUAAUGAAAUUAUGGCAUGCCAGAGCCACAUCCACGGAGAAUCUCUCAACAAGUGUUGCAGCUACAAGUGGACAACUGAAUGGCAAAGUGAUUGGUAUGAACAGCAUUGAUAAUGGAUUGGCGACGUCUGCUGGUGCAACGACCCCAGCAACAGUGACGCACGUUCAUGUGGAACCCUCCAGCGCGCAUCCACACCAGCCAUCGCCAACACCAUCCAUUUCGCAUCGAUCUGUGCGAAAUGCCAGCAGCGAAGUGGAAACGGUGAUGAAAAAUUCACAAAACCACUCGACUUUGAGUGACAACAAUGGCGGCGCUGGCGCCGCCGGCAUAUGUGAGGCGGUGGCAGACACAGCAGCCGAAACGAAAACUCGCGCAUUGUUAAUGCGCACGCAACAGCAGCCCGAGACGAGGUUGGCGAUGACAAUGCCAUUGAAUUGUGCGACAACAAGGAAAAUAAUUUUAAAUGCUACAACAACAACAAGCGAGUCGGUGCAGGUAAAUGCCGUGUCAAAGCUUGUAACAGCAACACCGCCACCAACAGCAACACCGAAUACAAAUGACUCCACAUCAGAGUGCGAAAACAAGCAGCCAGUAGCCAAUGGAGAAGAAGCGGAAAAAGAAGAAUUCGAAGCAGUUAAAGAAUGGAUAAAUGGAAAAAUAUCGCCACAGCAGCAGCACGUUCAACCGCAUUCACAAUUGAGUACGUGGCAGCUGCAGCGAAAUCAAAGGCAGCGACAGCAGCUCUCGCCUACCACCAGCAGUACUGACAGGCAGUCAACAGCGGCACCUCCAGCCAAUGUCAUCGCCAUCGCCGUGGAACGUUGUCCGUCCAUGCUGCGAAGUCAAUCGCCGUCUCAAAGCAUAUUUAAUGACUACAAAAACAACAAACAGCAUGAAAUCUGCAAUUGUCCAUCGUCCACGUUGCUGUAUGUGGACAGGCGCCGUCCCGCCAGCCACACGCUGACUUCUUCCACUGAAUAUUUAAAUAAAAUCCGCCAGCCAGCAGCAGCAACAGAUGCAAUGCUCCGCACAUCUGCCAUUCGGAGGCAGUGCAGCGGAGACUCGCUGGCAAGUAGCAGGAAAAACUCCAACAACAGCAUUGGUAGCAGCUGCAGCAGUGGCAGUCGCAGUGACAUCACUGCCUCGGCGCAUUCAAUUCUAACACCUGCCUCAUCGCUUUCGUCCGGUGUGUUCUCCACUUCAGUGGAUGCUAACGAUUUGGCUGCAUCAAUUGAAGCAUGCCGUGCGCUGCCUGAUGACGCUACAGAAAUUACUGCUAUUAGGGCGCACAAAAAUGCGUUGUUAUCGCCAGUGGACAGCUUGGGGCAGUCAUCAUCAAUAACUUCGUCAUUGCGUUCUUUAUCGUCGUUGGCUUCAUCGCUGUUUUCUUCGCCGCCAUCGGAGGAUGCGCUGCCUCCCUUAAUGGCGGCUGCAAGCGCUGAAGCGUGUCUCUCUGCUGCCGCCCUUAAUUCUACCUUCAGUUCUUCGGUGCAACCAGCAGUUACACCUCCGGUGACGCAUUUGUCCAGUGUGGCACCUACACUUAUUCGCAAGCAGCUGGGUGAAACGGCUUCUAGUGGUUUUCGUUGUCCCUGCGACGGUUGCGACCAGAAAUUCAACGCCUCUUCACAGUUACAGCGGCAUGUCAAAGUGGAGCAUCGCUUGCCAAUACUGAGCUUUGCUGGUGAUGAGCUCGUCGCUGUGCCAUUGCGGCAGCCUCUGGCGGAUGUGGUGCUCAUACUGGAAGCGGGCGGAAAAGAAAGUGCAAACAACAGCAGCAACAACAAUAAUGACAACUACAAUAACAACAACAUAAUCAAGACCAACAACAACAAUUCGAUGCACUGCAAUGAGGACAAUGCGCUCAGUGAUGCGUGGCGUGGAGUGGACCAGAAGGACAAUGCGGAUUGCGUAGACGAACCAAACGCCAAGGACAACAAGGAUGUAAAAGAUAUGCACAAAGCCGAGCAAGAUAUAGGAGGAAGCAGUGGGGAUGUGCACUCGAGGCAUAUUGAGAAGCAACUAGAGCAAACUAGGGAAUGUUGGAUUAGAAUAAAAGCGCAAGAAGCUUCCAUUGACACGACGGCGUUGUUGCAAGCAACCGCAGCGGAAAGUGCUGAUUAUGUGUUGAAAAUGCGAUUAAGUUGUAUUGGUGACACAACAGUGACGGCAGAAGGACCGACAGCGGCCAUCGAGCUGCAACUGGUGCGCCGGUCGCCAUCGGCGGUGCCUGUCAAAGCACAGCGUUCAGAGGGCAAUAUUGUGGCUGCGCUAAAAGCAACCACAACAGAACACAGUUAAUGCUGCAACCUCAUAGCAAUAAUAACAACAAUGAAGGCAUUUGUUUGCAGCAAUAUUAGCAUGCACUCAACACAACAAUACAAAUAAAACAACUGGCUAUUACAGCCACCAGCACUUUGGCCACAGCUUAAGGCCACGUCGGCGGCAGGCAAUGGCAUGGUCCUAUAGCAACAACAAGGAAAACAAAAACACACGCACUCAUUAUAUAUAUGACAACAAAGUUGUAAGACGCUAACUGAUUACAUUAGCGCUCGAAGGUUAAAAACAAAAACCAAACACAACAAUAACACUACAUUUUUUAAAGUGCACGUUUUGUUGGCCUACUAUUGUAUUUUUAUUGGAGUAUUUAGUAAAGAUUAGGAACACUUAGCAAACACCCUAUGAUAGUAAUGAA